AUGAAGAGCAGCACGCUGUUUGUGAUCCUGGUUCUCCAGGCAGUUCUGGUCAUUGGAAUGUUUGCAGCUGUGGCUAAAGAAAACGCUGCCGUGGGCGAGAGCAAGGGCAACAUGGAGAGCAACGGUGGCAAGCUCGGGUGCUGCACCAAGUGCAACUUCUCCUUCUCCGGCCUCUACACCUGCGACGACAUCGUCGGCAAGUGCGACCCCGUCGGCAAGGUCUGCACCGUCGUCAAGAAGUACCCCGUCAAGCAGUUCCAGUGCACCGACACCUUCCUCGGCAUGUGCGGCCCACCAUGCAAGAAGAACUAG
Miscanthus lutarioriparius is the source of this 312-nucleotide messenger RNA. The record is from the annotation of a GenBank genome assembly. Lineage: Eukaryota; Viridiplantae; Streptophyta; Magnoliopsida; Poales; Poaceae.